AGCGUUGUAAAAGAGAUUCAGAGAAUAAACUUACGCGAGAUCAAUAAUGGUGAAUGGUCAGACACUGCUUCCUGGCAUGCCCAAUACAGCGACACUGCUUGGGUUUUUGGAGGCAAUAUUCCUUUUGAUCUGACUGAAGGCGAUAUUAUCUGCAUAUUUUCUCAAUAUGGAGAGAUAAUUAAUGUCGAAUUGAUCCGAGACCAAAAGACUGGAAAGUCGCGAGGAUUUGCGUUUAUUCAAUAUGCCGACCAACGUAGUACUAUACUUGCUGUCGAUAACCUUAACGGCGGAACUGUUCUCGACCGUACUCUACGUGUUGAUCAUUCUUAUGGUCCCAAGCGCCACAAAAAAGAAGGCGAAGAAGAGGAUCCUGAACUUUACCAAAAGAUGAACGCGGCUCCACCUAUGAUUGAAGGUAAGAGCUACAAAACUACUUUAUUAUGCACACAUUAG
Molecule: messenger RNA, 453 nt
Organism: Phycomyces blakesleeanus NRRL 1555(-)
Lineage: Eukaryota; Fungi; Mucoromycota; Mucoromycetes; Mucorales; Phycomycetaceae
Exons: 3
Biological process (GO): mRNA splicing, via spliceosome
Cellular component (GO): catalytic step 2 spliceosome; precatalytic spliceosome; U2 snRNP
Molecular function (GO): RNA binding
Source: RefSeq, a predicted model, not a curated record